This is a messenger RNA of Oreochromis aureus, 2755 nucleotides long. RefSeq names its product C3a anaphylatoxin chemotactic receptor-like. NCBI's taxonomy places the organism in Eukaryota, Metazoa, Chordata, Actinopteri, Cichliformes, Cichlidae. The transcript is spliced from 2 exons. Gene Ontology annotation, molecular function: complement receptor activity; G protein-coupled receptor activity. Gene Ontology annotation, cellular component: plasma membrane. The record is from RefSeq and is a predicted model, not a curated record. The coding region runs from base 79 to 1173 and encodes 364 amino acids. Gene Ontology annotation, biological process: inflammatory response; positive regulation of cytosolic calcium ion concentration; phospholipase C-activating G protein-coupled receptor signaling pathway.
UGGAUCAGACAUUCUUCUGCAGAGGAUUCAUCAACAGCCAACAAGACAGCUUCACAAGGUCUAAAGUCAGUGAGGGAGAUGGCCACUAACUCUUUCAAUCCAAUCAAAACAACUGCUGCACCUGAUGGAAAUGGCUCUGAGAAUAGUGGCAGUAAUGGUAAUGGUGGGCUCAACAUCAUGUCUCUUAUAAUUUAUUCUCUGGCCUUUGUCCUCGGUGUGCUCGGGAAUGGAGUGGUUAUCUGGGUGACCGGGUUUAAGAUGAAGAAAACUGUUAACACAGUUUGGUACCUCAAUCUUGCUGUGGCUGACUUCGUCUUCACUGCAUUUUUGCCCCUGAGUGUGACUUACACAGCUUUGGAUUUCCACUGGCCUUUUGGCAAGUUCAUGUGCAAGCUGAACAGCACCAUCAGCUCUCUGAACAUGUUUGCCAGUGUCUACAUUCUGGUGGUGAUCAGUGUGGACAGAUGUGUGUCUGUGGUGUGGCCCGUGUGUGCUCAGAACCACCGAAAUGUACGCAGAGCAUCCUAUGUGAGUCUGUGUGUUUGGGUGGUGGCUUUGAUUCUCAGUGCUCCAUACUUCAUCUUCAGGGACACUGAGAAAAGGUCUGAAAACCAAAUCCUCUGUUUCAACAACUAUGCUCUUUCUGAUAACUAUACAGCACCAUCUGUAAUUCAGUUAAACAAAUUUCGUCAUCUAGCCAUGACUAUCACUCGUCUCUUCCUGGGAUUUGCAGUUCCCUUCACUGUCAUUGUCUCCUGUUAUGCUGUCAUCAUCCAUCAUCUGAGGAGAAACCGCACCAUGGCCAGCCAAUCAACACGCACGUUUAAAAUUGUCACUGCUGUUAUUGUCACUUUUUUCCUGUGUUGGGCUCCCUUUUACAUAAUUGGUGUAAUUGAACUAGUGAAAUUCACGUCUGCUACUCACAACAAAACAUUAGACCUUGUCACACAUGUCGGGAUGCCUCUGGCCACCAGUCUGGCCUUUCUCAACAGCUGCUUCAAUCCACUGCUGUAUGUGUUCAUGGGCCAUGAUUUUAAGGACAAAGUCCGCAAAUCUAUCCGAAAUGUUUUGGAGACUGUCUUCCAGGAAGAGGAGACACGCACUCGCACUUACACAGGGUCAGUGGUCACCAGUCAAAGCAAAAAUAGCUCAGAUUUGAAUACUGAGGUAUAAGAAACCAAAUAAUUAAACUGUAAAUGGCAGACAAUUGUGACAUCUUAAAAUGAUUCUAAAUGUUUAAAAAAAUAUCUCAAAAUGCUUUGGGGCUUUUUUACUAGCCAUAGCAUUAAUCUGAUACAUGACUGGUGUAUGUGUUCGAAUCAGAGCAGUGCAUUCAGCUUGCUUUUUUUAUAGAACUAAAAGCAGUUAUACAAUGCCAUUUUCUUGAGAAAAGAAUCAAUCAUUGUUUUCAAAAUCAGGAUUACAUUUCUUUCUGAUUGAGGCUGUGUUACACAACCAGUAACAUGUGGUUUACAUUUGGAUACAUGACAGUUUCCACAGCUGAAGAUAUGAUUUAAGUUAGCAAGUUAAAUGUUCCAAGUAUAACUAAUUUUCAUUUUCAUUAAAUAAAUCAGCCUGUAAUGUUCAUGAAAUGUAUUUAUUUCUUUAACAUUCAUUUAUUUGUUUAACAAUGAAGUCUGUGAUAUUUCUUGUUAUAUAUGACAACAGUGGUAUAAUCGGAGGUGGCCAAAGUACAGACAUUCUGUACUUAAAUAGAAGUACAUAUACUUCUGCUAAAUAAUAAAAGUUAAAGUUAAUAAAAGUUGAAAUACUGAAUCAACUUCUAUAAUCAAGUAAAAGAGAAAAGGUACCGGCUUCUUACUAAGUGUAAGAAAAUGAUAACAAGUGGUUUACAUUUGGAUACAUGACAGUUAAACUUUGAAGGAAAAUUUAACCGUGAAAAGGUAACUGAAACUUUUGCUAUAUUAAUAUGACAAUAAAGUAAUAUUAGUAUAUGAAAAUGCAAAUUUUUCAAAUCUAAAUUCUAACUCUAACAAAUGUACUCACCUUGAAUCUGUUAUUUAGGACACAGGCAGUGAAAGGGAACACAAUGUUAGUAUACUUAUUUUGUUUUGCAGGACAUUUUGCUUUAAAUCAAACUUCUCUUCUUCCUCUCUUGUCUUUCUUACGUCUUCCUCCAUCCCAGAGUGAACUUCCCCUUUCUCUCCUGUGAAAAACAGCAGCUGGACCUUUAGCUAGUAAACACCCUGUACAAAAAACUGUAAACAAACAGUUUGUGUUUGGUAAUGUUUGUUAAGCCGAUAAAAGUGUUGCAUUUGAAAUUGUGCGACAGUUUAAAAACGUUACUUCCUCUAUGCGCGCUUCUGUUCUGUAGCUCUUUAGCACUAGUUAAAUGCUAUAAAGUAUGGAGGCCACAACUUAAGGACACUUGUACUCGCUCUGCCCACUUUAACCCCAGGGUACGAAUGCUAUAAAUGACAAUCCUGUACCAAAAGUAAUGAGCCUGUAGUUAAAACGUAGUAGAAGGAGUAGAGAGUACAGAUAUUUGUGUAAAAAUGUAGUAAAAUAUAAAAAAUAAAUAUUGAAGUACAGACACCUGAAAAUUCUACUUACAUAAAUAAGAAAUAUUUGUACUUCAUUACUUACAUUAAUUAAUUUUCAUAAUUUAUUAUUUACAACAGAGUGUAAAAUAUGAGUUUAUAAUGUUUAUAAGAUGUGUUUACCCUGUGAAAAAAAUAGGCUCCCACACAUAGUUGCCAUUAGAUUCAUGAAACAUUUGCUUUGGACAGGUUUG